AACUCGGUCGAUCGCGCAGAGUCGUCGUGACAGCGUCAAUAGAGCGUGAAAUGAUAUAUAGAUUUUCACAUGAUUGCUGUACAUGAAGAAGAACCUAAACGUACUCCGGGGGCAAAGAACACUUAUGACACGCAUAGUAAUGUGGAACGAAGAAGAGGGGAUCGGAUCAAACAGUGGAUGACGAAGCAGCUUUUACCCCGAGUCCGAGGUACGAUUUGAGGCGAGACUUUCGUUGGAACAGGCAGCGCCGAUUUGGACAUCUUCCAGCAUCUCCUAGAGCAAGUGAUGCGUCUAACCUAAAAGCUCGAAGCCAGUGAGAUGUCUGCAGGUGACGUCUUCGAGUAUCAGGCGUGUCGAUAACCUAAUCUAACGGGAUUCGGGGGAUUGAACGGAGGAGCCGCGAUGGCGACAGGUAAGCGACGAAGCAACUAUACGUCACCCGGAAAUCCCGGGCCCACCGGCAGCGGUCUACGCUCGAUGAACUUCCGGCCGAGUUCCACCCAGGAGGAUCGCGGCGGCACCCGGCCGACCGCGGCGCCGAGCUCCAUCGGCCUCAUCCUCAUCACCAUGCUGCUACACUUGUGCAAAAAGUCCCUGCUCUUCGACACCCGACUCAAGGUCGCGAUCUACUGCGGCACGAUAUUCGCGGUUUCUCUGAUCGCGGACUUUGUCUCGAUGCCGCGCAGUUACUUCGCCAGGUCCGACAACGCUCUGAACCAGUACUUCGUCAAGUGGGGCUGGGGCUGGCUCCUAUCUGUCACCGUGCCCUGGGUCGCCCUGACGGCCCACACGUUGGGCUGCGGUCGCAGGCAGAUCCUGCUGCGACAUCUGGCCCGGGUGGGCCUCGCCACCGUCGCCUGGCUCGCCUGGACGAAGCUGUUCAAUUACAUCGAGACGAAUUACGGCAGAUGCCUGCAGACCCGCGACAUGCAGAUUCUGUACUCGAAGCCCAAGUGCCUGAAGUCGGGUAAAUUUUGGAGCGGCUUCGACAUAUCCGGCCACACGUUCAUCCUGAUCUACUCGAGUCUGAUUCUGGCAGAGGAAGGCUCUUCUCUGGUAGGAUGGGAGGGUAUCAAGGACCUGGUGAUGCGCGAAGAGCACACUCGAGCAACCCCGAGCGAGACGAGCCGCGGACCGCUGCGUAAUCUCUCGGACACCGACCUGGAGUUUCUGAAGAAGGCGCAUCGGGCGCUCACGCCGUAUCUGCGGGGUCUCUUCGUGGCGAUGACGUUGCAACAGCUGUUGUGGGACAUCAUGCUGGUGUCGACGAUGCUCUAUUAUCACAUCAUGAUCGAGAAAUUCCUGGGCGGCGUGGCAGCGGUCCUUACAUGGUACAUUACUUAUAGGUGGUGGUACAAGUUGCCCAAGAUUGGCCUGCCGGCUCCCGGUGACGGUCUCUUCAAGUACAACGAGGUAAAACCGAGUCCGGAGCUCAGCGCCAGAGCGAGACGUAGCACCUUGAACGGCGUCAAUUCAAAGUUCAUGGGAAUGCCGUUCAGAAGUAUGCAGGAAACCGCGGACUCGAAUCUAACAAACAGAGUAUCGGACCUCGACGCUCCUACGUCGAGGGUGUAAGACAGUGUGUUGUUUUCUUCGCUAUGUUUAGAGAGACUCUUGAUACUUGAACGUUUCAACGGUGCAGAGUGAAUUAUAUAUUUUAUAUGCAACGACUCGGCAUUUGAAAGCAUAUCUUGGCUAACGCUUGUAACGUUACACUAAACAAUCGUACAACUGUAUAUAAUCGUAUGUUUCGCGUAAAAUUGUUGUCUGUAUAUAUACGGUACUUAUAAAGUAUCCGAAUGUUCGGCGCUCCUCUUCUAGGUUUAAGUACAAAGCUCAAAUAAAUAAGAUACAAUUUCACUUAAUUUUGAUGGAUACAUAAAUACACGCUAUUCAUUCAUACACACACAUAUACACACAUUUAUUUAUCGCUUUGUCUUUUUAUGCCUAAAUGCUUAAACCUCGGAUUUCAUACGAUAAAACGUACACAUGUGUUAAGAUAUCUUCAAUGUUGAGAUGCGACUCAAUCAAGUUCAUCUAAACGGGACGGCUUAUAUUAGAUGCUUUUAAGUUGUACGGCGUUUAUUUAUAAUUAUAUUAUUUAUAUUUAUUUAUAAUUAUAUAAAUGGGAGCAUGCGUCCAUUUAAUCGGCGCCUCUAUGGAUUGUUAAAUAAAAAUAAGACAUGUUAACUUAAUCUGUUUAGAACCAAAGAGAGAGAAUCAGUAUCUUUGAUAAUACUCUCUUCUGGAUUUUGUUUUGUAACUUAUAUAUUUAAUAAAGUCUGUUGUUAACAAA
Molecule: messenger RNA, 2296 nt
Organism: Nylanderia fulva
Lineage: Eukaryota; Metazoa; Arthropoda; Insecta; Hymenoptera; Formicidae
Gene: Fitm
Product: acyl-coenzyme A diphosphatase Fitm
Biological process (GO): phospholipid biosynthetic process; lipid storage; lipid droplet organization
Cellular component (GO): endoplasmic reticulum membrane
Molecular function (GO): coenzyme A diphosphatase activity
Source: RefSeq, a predicted model, not a curated record